Molecule: messenger RNA, 2518 nt
Organism: Oncorhynchus tshawytscha (Chinook salmon)
Lineage: Eukaryota; Metazoa; Chordata; Actinopteri; Salmoniformes; Salmonidae
Product: mitogen-activated protein kinase 14A
Exons: 12
Coding region: 136-1215 (359 amino acids)
Biological process (GO): protein phosphorylation; intracellular signal transduction
Cellular component (GO): cytoplasm; nucleus
Molecular function (GO): MAP kinase activity; ATP binding
Source: RefSeq, a predicted model, not a curated record
UCACGUGAGGUCGGGUGGGGUCUCACAGUUGUAGGCUACCUCUGCUUACCUGUCAUAUCGAAACCUCAAGGCUAUGAAAAUUCACCAAUAGGUACCACACUGGUUUGAACUAGAUCGACAUAUUUUAUUGACAAAAUGGAAUCGCCUGUGAAGACAGGUUUCCAUAGACUGGAGAUAAAGAAAACAACAUGGGAUGUUCCAGAGCAAUAUAUCGCGCUGAAAGCAGUUGGCUCGGGCGCUUACGGGACAGUAUGUUCUGCUAUUGACCAGCAGACUAAGGAGAAGGUGGCCAUAAAGAAGCUCUAUCGUCCCUUUCAGUCGCUAAUCCACGCUCAACGGGCCUACCGUGAACUAAGACUGUUACGCCAUAUCCAGCACGACAAUGUGAUCAGCCUCCUCAAUGUCUUCACACCUGAUUUCUCCCUGGAGAAAUUCCAGACGUUUUACAUGGUAAUGCCCUUUGUGGCUCAGGACCUCGGUCGCAUCAUGAAGAGCAGGAGACUGACCGAUCGCAUCAUCGUUUACCUCUUCUACCAGCUGCUACGUGGCCUGAAGUAUAUCCAUUCUGCAGGGAUCAUCCAUCGGGACCUAAAACCUGGUAACCUUGCUGUGAAUGAGAACUGUGAAUUAAAGAUCCUGGACUUUGGUCUAGCAAGACAUGCAGAGAGUGAGAUGACAGGCUAUGUGGUGACACGCUGGUACAGGUCACCAGAGGUCAUCUUCAACUGGAUGCACUAUAGCCAAUCAGUGGACUUGUGGUCUGCUGGCUGCAUCCUGGCUGAGAUGAUCACAGGCCAGGUUCUUUUCCCAGGCAGUGACAGCAUUGACCAGCUGAAGAAGAUCCUCAACGUUACAGGAACACCACCAUCCUCCCUGGUGCAGAAGAUGCAGAGCAAAGAUGCUCGCUCAUAUGUACAGAGUCUCCCUAUCCAAAAGAAGAAAAACUUCAAGGAGGUCUUUCCCUCCUUGCAUGUAAACGCGGUGAAUCUGCUGGAGAACGUGCUGCUGCUGGACCCAGAGACCAGGAUGACGGCUAAAGAGGGCCUCUCACACCCCUACCUGGCUGAGUUCCAUGACCCAGAAUCUGAACCCGACUCCCCGACGUACGACGACUCCUUUGAAAGCCUGGAGCUUGACGUGGGAGAGUGGAGUAGUCUGAUCCACAUGGAGAUUAUGGCUUUCGACCCCAGUAACCCCAGUGCAACUGCAUUGUAGUGGACACAGAGCACUGGCUCCCCCCAGUUUUUGAACCCUGAAGUUUAGCAUAUGAACUGCAUGACAAACUAGAAUAACAUGUUAUCACAUGUUAUAAAAAGUUUGCGUAUCACAUUUCACAACAUGGUCUAUGACUUGAUGAAAUUUCAUACUGUAUGUCAGAAUUUUUAUGGAUUCAGGGAAGGUCAUACACUCUUUAAAAAAGGUGCUAUCUAGAACCUAAAAGGGUUCUUCGGCUGUCCCCAUAGGAGAACCCUUUGAAGAAACCUUUUUGGUAUAACCCUUUUUGAUAGAGGCCUCUAGUGGCUAAAAGGCUGUAUUAGCAUGGUCAGCGCCAUUGAGUACUUCCACCAUUUUAAUGUAGCCAACUGGGUGGGACUUUCAACAUCAUUGGCUGAUCCCUCUUGGUGACCCUGUUGAAGCCAUGUCCAACCGGGUCAUCAGGAGGGAUCAGCGAAUCGUGGAGAAGAAAAUUGACUACAUUCUGUCACAGACGCUAUAAUGGCACAGAUACAAAAGUGAAUCCUCUAUCGGUCUCCUAUGGUCGAACCCUAUUGGGUUCCAUGUAGUGCAGGCUUGUGCUCUCGGACGCCUGGAGUUGGAAGACAGAGAACAAUGCAAAAGGACUAGUCAGCCCUUCCCCCACUGAGGGCCCCAAAUGUUUCUCUCUAUUACAGUAUUCAGAGGACAGACUAUUGGAUGUGAUAUAAUAAUACUAUAGUAUCCAUGUCCAGUAUCUAUCCGAAACUUGUUCACUGAGGAUAACUGAUGCUAUAUAUAUAUACAGGUAUAUUUGUAUGAUCUCUGUGGUUACUUGUAUCUGUAUAGGGUGAACUCUAAAUUACGCUCAGCAGUGCUAUCGUCCUCUCAGGAAUUCUGUCUUAUUUACAGUGGUCCAAUCCGCUACACAAGCAUUUAGAUGUUGUGACAUCCUGUGUAGAUUGGGCCUUUGCGGUCAGGUUACACUGUAAACCUGGUAUCGUUUGAUUGGUCAAUGGUGGUUGGUCUUGGGUUGAAAGGUUACACCUUCAGAUGUUAUAAAUGGAAUUACAUGGCUUUGUUCUCUCUCUUAUCCUGUUUCCAGCCAUGGGGGAAGGUUGUAUGAUCAAUUCUAAUUUCCUAGGCUUCUAUUCUACUCUGGCCUAGUAAGCAUCUCUUUGUACAUGCUUUGUCUCGCAAGUUAACCUUAGGAUCUAUAUGCCUAGAAUUAUGCUUUGUUAAUGUCAGUAUUGCCUUGUGUAACUUAAGCUUUAUGCCUUGUAUGUGAAUGUUUUUUACAGUUAUUAAAUAAUACUUGCUUUGA